Chrysoperla carnea is the source of this 1564-nucleotide messenger RNA. RefSeq names its product ubiquitin carboxyl-terminal hydrolase 46 (gene Usp12-46). Gene Ontology annotation, molecular function: cysteine-type deubiquitinase activity; cysteine-type endopeptidase activity. Gene Ontology annotation, cellular component: cytosol; nucleus. The transcript is spliced from 7 exons. Gene Ontology annotation, biological process: protein deubiquitination. NCBI's taxonomy places the organism in Eukaryota, Metazoa, Arthropoda, Insecta, Neuroptera, Chrysopidae. Bases 117 to 1205 code for a protein of 362 amino acids. The record is from RefSeq and is a predicted model, not a curated record.
CAGGUUGACAAUCAUAUGGAAAAACACCCCAAGCAAAAUGGUGAUAAUUAAAUUGGUGUUUAUCAUGUAAUUAAAGAAAAAUGUGAAAAAAUGCAAUAAUAUAAAAAAAUAUUUUCAUGCAUUUUUUCGUAAAAAUGGGCGCUAAUAUUUCACAAUUGGAAAGAGAUAUAGGUUCAGAUCAAUUUCCACCGAACGAGCAUUAUUUUGGUUUAGUCAAUUUUGGGAAUACAUGCUACAGCAAUUCAGUAUUACAAGCAUUAUAUUUUUGUAAACCAUUCAGGGAAAAAGUAUUGGAAUAUAAGGCCAAAAAUAAGCGAACUAAAGAGACUUUAUUAACAUGCUUGGCAGACUUAUUUUAUAGUAUAGCUACACAAAAGAAAAAAGUAGGUUCCAUUGCGCCAAAAAAAUUUAUUGCACGGUUACGAAAAGAAAAAGAGGAAUUUGAUAACUAUAUGCAACAAGACGCUCAUGAAUUUUUAAAUUUUUUAAUAAAUCACAUUAAUGAAUUAAUAUUAGCGGAAAGGCAGCAACAUUCAUCUAAAAUAAAAAUACAUGGCAAUAGUAAUGAUAGUGCCAAUUCAACUAGUGAGCCAACAUGGGUUCAUGAAAUUUUUCAAGGUAUUUUAACAAGUGAAACACGUUGUUUAUGUUGUGAAACAGUUAGUAGUAAAGAUGAAGAUUUUUUUGAUUUACAAGUGGAUAUUGAUCAAAAUACAAGUAUAACGCAUUGUCUACGAUGUUUUAGUAAUACAGAGACACUGUGUGGUGAUAAUAAAUUUAAGUGUGAUAACUGUUGUAGUUAUCAAGAAGCACAGAAACGUAUGAGAGUUAAAAAAUUACCAAUGAUUUUAGCAUUACAUUUAAAACGUUUUAAAUAUAUGGAACAAUAUAAUAGGCAUAUUAAAGUAUCACAUCGUGUUGUAUUUCCAUUAGAGUUAAGACUUUUUAAUACAUCGGAUCAUGCUGUCAAUCCAGAUCGAUUAUACGAUUUGGUAUCGGUUGUCAUACAUUGUGGAAGUGGACCAAACAGGGGGCACUAUAUAAGUAUUGUUAAAAGUCAUGGAUUUUGGUUGCUGUUUGAUGAUGAUAUGGUUGAUAAAAUUGACGCGUCCACGAUUGAAGACUUUUAUGGAUUAACGUCCGACAUACAAAAAUCAUCAGAAACGGGGUACAUUUUAUUUUAUCAGUCAAAGGAUUAUGUAUAGAUAUUUAUUUAAAAACAAAUCAUCUUGUUGAUAACUAAAAAAUUAAAUGCCAAAAAUUGUAUAAAAGAAUUUUCUAACAAAAUAUUAUUCGGUGAGAGAUGACAACAAAAAUUUUACAGCUCGAUUGCGGUUCGAGGUCACAAUGUCAAUUUGAUAAAUGAAUGAAUAUAUGUCAUCGUAUCAGUUGUUGCGUCCUAAACUACAACAUAUUAUAUAAUUCCAGUUAGAAGAAUAAUUAUAGCCUCAAAUUCUGUUCUAAAAUAAUAAUAAUAUUGAAAUUGAUUGGAAAAUUACUGAGAGGUUGUGGCAAAUGCCUAAAGUUUUCUCCAAUAAAAAAUAUAUCGUACUAUACAUAAAAU